Messenger RNA from Chara braunii, 9248 nucleotides. The record is from the annotation of a GenBank genome assembly. NCBI's taxonomy places the organism in Eukaryota, Viridiplantae, Streptophyta, Charophyceae, Charales, Characeae.
GCUCGAUUGAUCUGUCGGGCGGGGUGUGAAACGUUCCUCAGGCGGGGCCUAGCCUGUGGACUGGCGGAGGGAGCACCACUGCAUGGGGGCAAAGACGGAGCCUGGUAGGCGAUCAGUAGCUUCUCGUAGCCUGGUUUGGGAAAGGUUGUUCCUUAUCGGACCAAUGGAAGUGAAUGCCUGGACGGCUGGCUCCAAUGGCCCUACCGAGAUGUGCGGGGUGAUUCCCAAGAUUAACGGUGGGCACACGAGCGGCAAGUCGGGAUGGGGUAUUCUGGGCAAGAAGGUGAGGGCGACCCCCCACUGGAGUCUGGGUACCGCGCUCGCGACGGUUGAGCUGUGCUUGAGGCAGGGAGCGAUGGUCCGGGAACUCGAGCUAUGGGACUGCACGUGGGAACCGAAGCGAGUCAGGAGGGGAGAAGAGAUGUCUAUACCACCGAGUUAUGAAUGGAAGGGGACCACAUGUGACUGGCGGGGGCAUGGAAUUGUGCCAGAAUUGUCGUACCUAUGGAUAGAACGUGCUUGGAACCCGCUGAGGGAGGAGGAAGGAUGGGAGGAGAUUGCGGAAGGUAAGGUAGAGUCGGUUGGGACGGUCGUUCUCUCAGAGCAAGGUUGGCAUCUGUUCUACACGACGCUCGCGGCAGGACAGAACCCGAUGUGGCUCCUAGGGGACGCUGAGGCAAGGGCUCGGCAGGCAGGGGAGAAGUUCGCCAACCAGGGCUGGGAUACGGUCAGCAGUAGAGUCGUAAUGGGAGGGUGGAAGGAAUUUAAACCACCUGGCACCCGGACCAAGACCUGGGUACCCGAGUUUGUGGCAGACUGGUUUGGGGGCUUUGAUCACGUAACGGAGGUAGCCGAUACGAUGGAACGAAUACACGUGGACUGCGCAUGGCUGGCAGAGGAAUUUUACAGGACGUCCUUGAAAUUCGGGCCCUUCCACGGCGAUAGAGCCCGGGAGGUCCUUAUCAUUUUGGACAUCGAAAGGAAUGACCGGCAGAAGGUGGCCCCGGAAACUAGGGAGGCCAUAAUUCGCCGUGAGGUAGCAGCAACACCGUGCUAUGUGGAUGACAUGUUCAAACUGUUCGAGGAGACCGAAGGCGAGUGUGCGAUGGUGCGAAGAAGGACGUUCCUUGAAGAACGGCCCUUGGGCAUUGGACCGCCUAGGGAAGUACCGGGGGGGAUAGAGGUUAGCUUGCCAGCAGCAAGUGAAGGUUGGCACCCGGUGGCAGAUUGGGUCGGGGUCGAGCUCGCGGAAAAUAUGGUUUAUCUGGUGACGAAAGUUGAAUGGCGUGCGGAUGAGAAUGGGGAAUGGAACCCGGACCCGCGAGGGCAUGUGCGUGCAGAGGGACGACUGUAUGUGUCGGAGGAUGGAUGGAAGGAGUUCGGAGUCCGGCUGGCAUCAGGAAGAGAACCGUUGAGCAUGUUUGAAGGGGCAUGGCAGUUAGUAUGGCAAGCGGGAUUUGAGUUCGCGGAUCCGGGGUUUGACGAUGUAACAGCGGACCUUAGGGUAGCCAUGGUCGGGAAUUUUGAGUUGCCUAGCGAAAAUGUAAGAGUCAGGAUGUUGCCUUUCUUGCUGGAGAAGUGGGGCGGUCUGGAACUUGCUAGGCAGGUAGUAGCCGACCUUGCAAACUUGACAUACGAAGAUGCGAUGGUAUAUCGGGAGUACUACCGGGCCUUCUUAGAAAUGGGGCCGUUUAGCGGUGAACAGAAGUAUGAGGUAUUGCGUAUCCUGCGCGUUGUGUUUGGCACUAGGUCGAGGGCCCCGGUCGUGGGUUGUGAAGUCCUGUGGGGUGUCGUCCGGCAGGAAAUAAAUCAAGGGAUGGCGUACGUAGAUGAUCUGUACCGAUUGUAUGAGCCGACGGAGGUAGAAACAGAGUUUAAGGCAAGGCUUAUCGAGCAGAUGAUGGUCGGGAAUGAGGGGGACCCCCAAGGCGCAGGGUCGCGAGAGGGGCGAAGGACUAGUCAGGACGAGGCCAGGUCCCUCAAAGGCGAGAUCCUCGGACCCCGGGGGAAGCGUGUAAAUUGGAACUCGCCAGGGGGGAUGCGGCGAGCCGUCAUUCUCCUAAACAACUUAGAGAUAGCUGCCGUAGAAGCGGAGCCGAUAGCCGAGAUUGUCUGGGAUCAACCAAGGGGACGGGGACCACAGGCCAAUUUUAUCUUAGAAGGCAAUAACCAGGAUAGGGUAAACAUCACCACUAGUCAGGCCGGCGCAGAAAAGAAGCUUAUUCAGGAUACGGUAAUGGAAGAACUUGCAGGGACUAGCGCAGGCCAGCAAGAGGCCGAAGCCGGGGAACAAGAGAAGGUUUAUGGGAAGGUGAUCCCUAUGGGCUUCACAAAUACGGUAGCAGAGGCUCAAAGGAGGAUGCUCGCCGUCGCAGGGGAUAUGUUUCCGGAAAAGUGUGAACCUUACAUAGAUGAUAAUCCCGUGAAAGGCACAAGAUACAAGGAUGAGACAGAGGUACAACCAGGAGUGCGGAAGUUCGUUUGGGACCACUUGCAGGAUAUUAAGGACCUACUCCAGCGAUUCCUAGUUUACAACAUUACUGCAAGCGGACCCAAAAGCAUCCUGGCCGUCCCGGAAGUAAUCAUACUGGGAUUUCGUUGUGGAGCUUGCGGGAGGAGACCCGAUCCAGCAAAGACUGAUAAGAUCUCCCAGUGGCCGACACCCCUGCGCACCACGACGGAAGUACGAGCCUUCCUAGGGGUGGUGGGGUUCUGGAGGAUCGUCAUCAAAGGAUUCGCAAAGAUAGCAGAGCCUAUCCGCGCCAUGAUUAGGGAAGGUGGCACUAUGGAUUGGACCGAGGAUAGGGAAGCGGCAGCCCAAACUCUGAAAGACAUCCUGUCGUCCGAUCAGGUCACUCUAGCAGCACCCUGUUUCAAUGACGAGGUAGGACGGCCCUUCAUCCUAGAAACAGACAGGGGACCGCUGGCAGUUGGAGGAGUAUUGAUACAGAGAAGUGAGGAGGGCAAAGAAAGACCAAUCAGAUUUGAAAGCAGAACCCUGAAUUCGGCAGAACGGCGGUACUCGCAGUUCAAGAAGGAGGUCUUAGCGAUCUUACAUUGCCUUAAGACCUUCCAGGCAUACCUGUUUGGGAGGCGAUUUAUCCUAAGGAUCGAUCCCACCAACGUUGUCGGGGCCCUAAAGAACUACAAGCCUGUAGAUCCGACCGUUGGCAGAUGGAUAGGCUUCACAUGGCAAUUCGACUAUAAGGUCGAGCGAAUUGCAGGGCUUCGAAAUAGGGCAGAUGGCCUGAGUAGGGUAUGUACCACGCCAGAAGGAGUAGAGGACGCGAAACCAAUUGACUCCUUCCUGGAAUACGAAGGAGGGACCCUUGUUGCGGAUAAUGAGAUGGCAGACCCAGCGAUUACAACAGGUCAGUUGCUGAUUCAGACCUUGGAAAAGGGUGCACCUGCAAUAGUUGCAGAACUCAGGGAAGGACCAGUGACCACGGUCAGGCGUAAAGAGGAAAAGGACUCGUGGGGAGCAGAGGUAGGGGCCAGAGAGGAGCUGAUGGCAAUGGUCGGAGAGGGGGGACGGGACGCCGUGAUGACGUUGGCCGAAACCUGGAUACGGAAGGAGUGCCAGUACCUAGUCAACCAGACCCGAGAGGAGCAAGGUACCGAUCAGAGGGAACAAGAGUUCUUCCUCAUACAUAUAGAGCAGCUUGCAACUCGCGAGGACGUUGUGUCCUCUCUUCUGGACUUGCUCCAGGCUCGUCAGGAGCGACUCACCGUCCAUGGCGUUGUACUGCGUCGGCUUCUCACCGUCCUCUCUAACUCUGAUCGAACCCUCCCGAUCAUUCCAGUACAACUGGGGACCUCCACGAGGGUGUACCCGGCGCUGUGGGAUUCCGGUUCUCAAGGCGACUUCAUUUACCCACGUGUGGUGAAAGAAGCCCGCUUACCCACGACAGGGUCUCUGACUCCCAUCCCCGUCACCCUAGGAGAUGACAAGAGCCAGCGCUUCUUCGAUCAGACGGUCACCGACCUCCCUUUCUUCCUCACUCUCGAGCCGACUGAUCGUCCCCCGACGUCUCGUCGCCACCGCUCCUCUGCACAUUUCGAUGUGAUGGAGACACGGUACGAUUUCAUUCUCGGUACUCCGUGGUCUUAUCGGUUCCGCAGCCCCGAGGCCGAUUGGGCGACCAACACUCUCGUUCUUAGAACGAAGUGUGGACAGACGUAUCGCAUACCUUUUAUAGGUACCACUGCGACACCACGCCCCGAUCCUCCUCCCCCGGAGCCUUCCGUGCCCACACCAUCUCCUACUAUCACCGUCACCUCGCCUCGGCAGUUCGCCCACUUCAUUCGACAAGAGGAUGUCACCUUCUUUACGGUGAACGUUACGGAUCUCUUGCACUAUGAUCCACCCUGUCCAGAUGCCGAGCUCAUCUCGCUGGAGCCAGAUCCUCCUUCUAUCUCCAUGGCUUCCAUCUCUACUUCCCUCCUUCCACCGUCCGUCGAGUCCAACCCGUCGUCCUGCGCUGACGCUGAGGAACUCGCACGCUAUACGGCCGACCUGGAGCCCGCAGUUCGUGACCUUGUUCGAGAGUAUCACAACGUUUUCCCAUCGUCGUUCUCGUACGCCGGCAUCCCACCGAUGCGCGACGUCGAGCACUCCAUCCAGCUUGUGCCUGACUAUCGUGUUCACCACCAGGCACCCUACAGACUCUCGAUUCCCGAGGCCACUGAACUUGAGCGUCAGCUUGAGGAGCUCCUGAGACUGGGUUUCAUUAAAUCCAACAACUCCCCGUGGGUUGCAUCUGUCCUCUUUGCUCGCAAAGCGGAUGAAACUCUCCGUCUCUGCAUCGACUAUCACGGUCUCAACCGCUACACGGUUAAGAACAACUACCCCACGCCUCGUUCCGACGAGCUGUUUGACCGCCUAGCAGGCAACCGCUUCUUUACGAAGAAUGAUCCUCGUAGCGUUUACCAUCAGAUCCGUGUCGCUGCAGCGGACCAGCUGAAGAUAGCGUUCAGAUCGCACUUCGGCCACUAUGAGUUUACGGUGAUGCCAUUCGGCCUCACCAACGCACCCGCUACCUUCCAGAGGCUGAUGAACGACAUCUUCAGGGACAUCCUGGGGCAGUACGUUCUCGUCUACCUCGACGAUAUCCUGAUCUACAGUCGAACCCUUGAGGAGCAUCUUAGACACCUCCACGACAUCCUUGACCGCUUGCGCAGACAUGGCUUCUACGCCAAGCUGAGCAAGUGCCGCUUUGCCCAGCACAAAGUGGAUUUCUUAGGACACUACGUGUCUGACCAGGGUCUCCACAUGGACGACGCGAAGAUCACUGCUAUUGCGGAGUGGCCCGUCCCCACAUCCGCAAAGCAGCUUCGCAGUUUCUUCAGCCUCGCUAGUUACUAUAGUAGCUUCAUCCAGGGAUACGCUAGGUAUUCCUACGUCCUUACCUCUACCUUCCUUCAGAAGAACCAGCUAUGGGUUUGUACACCCCUCCACGAGGAUGCCUUCCGCGCCCUCAAGAAGGGGGUGAGAUGUGCACCGGUUCUCCACCUACCCGAUUUUGAUCGCCCUUUUGUCCUUACCACCGAUGCGUCAGACUUUGCUGUAGGAGCAGUGCUUUCUCUGAUUUCCCCUUCCUCUCCUGAUUCCUCUCAUCCUCGCAUCCCUCGCUUCCCACCCCCUACCCCUACCACUGCUUCCCGCCUGACGCCUACUCGUCCGGCUACUGACGAGCCUUCUAUUGAUUAUUCUCCUACCAUCGCCGAGGACGGCACUGUCGAGUCUCGCUCAGGUGAUUGUCGGAUAGCCUUCUACUCCCGUCAGCUCCUGCCCGUCGAGAUAAACUACACUGCUGAUGAACGUGAGGUUCUCACAGUAGUUUAUGCCACUCGGCACUGGCGUCACUACCUGCUCGGGGCACCAUUCACGGUGCGCACGGACAACUCUGUUGUCCAGGCUUUUCUGACAAAGCCGAAGCUGACUCCUCGACAGGCUCGCUGGUGGUGCGACCUAUCCAAGUUUCGUUUCACCACCGAGCACAUGAAGGGUGAGACCAAUCGGGUCACAAAUGCCUUAUCCCGGCGCCCUGACCAUAAUCUGAAGCAGAUCCGGCUUGCUGCCAUCUCGAUCACCACCGUCCACCACUCGGUGAUCGACGAGUUUCGCACUCGGUGCCGCCACUGCCCCGACUAUCGUGACAUCCAUGCGACCCUUCGAAUCUCGAUCCGGCCGAACGAUCGCUAUAAAUCUGCGUUCAAGACGCGGUAUGGGCAUUUUGAGUGGGUGGUCAUGCCUUUUGGCCUCACCAACGCCCCGACGACCUUUCAAGCGGCAAUGACCAACGAGUUUCGUCCGAUGUUGGACCAGUCCGUGCUGGUCUACUUAGACGACAUUCUCGUCUAUAGACGGACAUUGGAGGAUCAUCUUGAGCACCUUCGACGAGUGUUGGAGACGCUUCGCCCCACCAAGUACAAAGCCAACCGCGACAAGUGCGAAUUUGUCCGGCAAGAGCUGGAAUACUUGGGCCAUUUUGUCACACCAGAGGGCAUCAGUCCGUUGUCGGGUAAGAUUCAAGCCAUCCAAGAGUGGUCGGAGCUGCGGAACGUCACAGAUGUCCGUUCGUUCCUUGGCCUUGUCGGCUACUACCAACGUUUUAUCAAGGGAUACUCGAAGAUCGCGGCCCACUUGACCAAGCUUCAAUGCGAGGAUUGGCCGUUUGACUUGGGAGAGGAUGCGUGGGAAUCAUUUUUGGAUCUCAAAGCCGCGCUAUUAUCUGUGGAGGCCUUGCGCAUAUACGACCCGCUAUUGCCAACGAGCGUCACUACGGAUGCGUCCGGCUAUGGCAUUGGUGUCGUCCUCGAACAACACGAUGGAGUGGACUGGCACCCGGUCGAGUACUUCAGCAAGAAAGUGUCCGUCGUGCACUCCAUUGAUGAUGCACACAAGGAGCUCCUAGCCUUCGUCCACGCGCUCAAGCGGUGGCGGCAAUUCCUUCUUGGUCGAAGUCAAUUCCGAUGGGUAACAAACAACAAUCCGUUGGUCUUCUACAAGACCCAAGACACCGGCAAUAGCACCAUCGCCCGUUGGAUUUCUUCGACCAAUUCGAAUCCUUUCCCGAUCACAUUCCGGGGAAGUCUUAACCGUUUUGCGGAUGCUCUUUCACGACGUCCGGAUCAUUGUACCGCAGUCUAUUCGACCUUCGAGAUCAACGGCGACCUGCAGGACAGCUUCACCCGCGGCUACCAAGCCGACCCCGAGUUUCGCGUCAAGUACGCGAAUUGCUCCUCCCCUAAUCCGGCGCCUUCUCACUACCGGAUCCAAGAGGGGUACUUGCUUGUCCACACCCGGGGGAAGGACCCUCUUUGUGUACCGAGUGACUCUCACUUGCGUACACGGAUUCUUGGCGAGUUCCACGAUGCUCCCGCCACCGGACACUUUGGAGUCAAUCACACGAUUGGCCGACUUCGCGAGCGAUUUUGGUGGCCCGACGUUCUCGGCGACGUCACACGCUAUUGCGAGUCAUGCGAGGUUUGCCGAUGCUGCAAGUCCCGCAACUAUCUUCCGUACGGCGAGUUGCGACCAUUACCGGUCCCCUUGCGCCGAAGGGAAGUGAUUGCCAUGGACAUUACCGGGCCAUUCCCCAAGCACAAGACCGGUGUGGAUGGGAUUCUCACGGUGGUCGAACGACUCACCAAGUUCAUCAUGUUUUUGCCUUGCCGCUAUCAUGCCAAGGCACCGGAGUUGGCCGAGGUUCUUUACGCCGAUUGGAUUCGAACCAAGGGUUACCCCAAGGAAAUCGUAUGCGAUAGCGACACUCGGUUCAUGUCCGAUUUUUGGUUGGCGCUCAUCAAACGAUGGGGCUCAUCUCUCAAGCCAAGUUUGGCUCGCCACCCCCAAACCGAUGGCCGGACGGAGAGGGCGCAUCAGACCGCACAGGUUCUCCUUCGCACUCUCAUCCGUCCCGACCAAAAGGAUUGGGUUGAGCGACUGUCGGAUGUCGAGUUGGCAUACAACUUGUCCAUCCACCCGACUAUCGGGAUGUCGCCUUUCGAGUUUGAGCACGGCUCGUCAGGCACUUCUCUGUUGGACACAAUCAUUCCACGAGCGGCCGAGAGCGACAACCAUCUUCUUUUCUUGCGUCGGAUGCAAGAGCUACUUGUCAAGGCACGUGACCAGAUGGCUAAGACGCAGCAACGCAUGAGCCAACAGGCCAAUCGCCAGCGUCUUCCUUGUCCAUUCCGCGCCGGCGAUCUCCUUUGGGUUUCCGCCGCGGAAUUCAGCCUCGAACAAGAUAUCUCUUGCAAGCUCCUCCUGAAAUGGAUGGGGCCCUGGCCGAUCGUGGCACCGGCUGGGGAUGCACCCGAAGGACUUUCCUUCAUCAUUCAGGUGCCCGCCCACUUGCCCGUCUACCCGGUCUUUCAUUGCUCCAAGUUGGCUUUUUACACGCCAGCGGAACAUGACGAUUUUCCCGGGGGACGAUCGCAAGACCCACCCUCCAUGGACGGUUUUCAAGAGGUCAGCGACAUCAUCUCCCAGCGACGCUACGGCAACAGGCCGACCGAAUAUUUGGUACACUUCGCGUACUGCACCCACAAAGCCGAUCGUUGGUUGAUCCGUGCGGAACUCCAAGCAACAGCUUCAGAUGUUCUCGCACGCUACGAACGCAAGAUGCAAGGCAAGCCGGUCUGCACAAUGUUCAACAAAGUCGACCUCAAGUUUGGUUAUCAUCAGAUUGCAAUGGCAGAGGAGGAUGUCCAUAAGACAACCUUCAAAACCAGGUAUGGUAGUUAUGAAUACCUGGUCAUGCCAUUUGGACUUUGCAAUGCCCCUGGCACCUUCCAAAUAGAGAUGCACCGCAUCUUCUGGCCAUACCUGGAGAAGUUCAUGGUUGUCUACAUGGAUGAUAUCUUAGUAUUCAGCAGAACUGCUAGGGAACAUGUGGAGCAUUUGGCUCUGGUUCUUCAGGCCUUACAUGACAACCAGUACAAGAUCAACAGAGAGAAGUCCUCCUUUGGAGUUCCCUCUCUCAUCUAUCUGGGCCAUGUAAUUUCUGGAGAUGGCUCGACCCCUAAAGCAGCCAAGAUUGCUGCUAUUCAGGAUUGACCACAACCUCAGACAGUGAGGGAUGUGAGGUCCUUCAUGGGUUUGGCUUCCUACUACAGAAAGUUUGUCAGAAACUUUUCUGGAGUAGCAGCACCCCUGACUAACCUGAUAAGGAAAGACACUCCUUUUCUUUGGUCCCUUCCCUGUCAGAUGGCAUUUACACGAAUCAAGAUGGCCUUGACUC